AUGUCUGAAACCGAGAGCUUCGACGUUGUCCAGCACGAGGAAGCUGUUGCUUCUCAGUCCGAUGCUGCGGCCACCACCGAGCCUGAGCCUGAGCCCGAGAGCCCCAAGACAGCUGCGACUCCUUCGUCCCCUGAGUCACCAGUCAGGGAAAAGGCAAAGGAGAGCCCUGGAGCGAAGCCCACGCUCAAGCAGCCCGGUGCGCCUUCCACGACCGCUACCCGUCGACCUGGAGCUAUUUCUUCGACCGCCAAGCCAACCACCUCCACCAGCACCACCCGUGCCCCAGGAGGUUUGGCCAAGCCUCCUACUCGUCCUGCUGCUUCGACCGUUCGCCGUCCCCCGACCGCGACCUCCAUGUCGAGCCACCGAAGCCGUCCCAGCAUGAGCGCUAGCGAGGACGACAAGAAGUCAACCACUUCUUCUGUCGCAUCCGCUCGUAGGACGAGCUCAAUCAUGUCCAGCCCCGCCAAGACCGCUGAGAGGCGAACCGUUGGAACUGCCGGUUCGACAACGGCUACCCGCAGACCUCCGUCUUCCGCGACUACUACCCCACGAACUGCUACCGCCAGCCGAACCGCAGCUACUCCUACCGCUUCCGCGACACGAACACCUGUUUCUCGAACAACGGCCGCGACUCCUACCACCAACAAGCGACUUUCUACUUCGGGAUCCUUGACUGCCGCUUCUCGAACCGCACCUCGACCUGCUCCUUCCGCGGAGGCUGCUAAGGAAAUCGAGGCGCUCAAGGCCAAGCUUGCUGAGGGCGAAACCGAGAUCGAGACUCUCAAGGCUGAGGUCAAGACCUCCGAGGAGAAGAUUGCGGAGCUCACCCAGAAGAUUGGUCAGGAGGUCACUCCCACCGAGUCGGGCGACAAGCCUUCUCAUGACAACGAUGAGGCAAUUGCCAACCUCAAGUCUGAGCACGAGGCCGCGAUUGCUGCUCUCGAGACUCAGGUUACUGAGGUCAACGAGAAGCUCCAGGCUGCAGAGGGUGAUCGUGAACAGCUCCGAGCUGAUCUCGAUGCCGCUGUGAGCGCCAUGGAGGCUAGUUCGACAGAGCUUGAUUCUUUGAAGUCGCAGCUCGAGGCCGCCCAGGCUGAGAGCGAGGAGAAGCUCAGCUCCAGCCAAGAAGCACUCCAGAAGGCUAUUGAAGAACAUGCCACCAAGAUUGAGGAGCUCAAGACCUCCCUCGAAGCUGAGAAGGCCUCUGCCAUCGAGGCUAUUGAGGCCAAGAACAAGGAGAGCCUCGAUAAGGACCAGCCUGAUACUUCCGCCCACGAAACUGCUUUGGCUGAACUCAAGGCCAGCCAUGAGGCUGCAACUGCUGAGCUCCAGAAGAAGAUUGACGAGUUGACUUCUUCGCAGUCUGCUUUGGAGUCUGCCAACGACGACAAGGUCAACUCUGAGCAGGAGGAGCAAAAGACCAAGAUUUCCUCCCUCGAGGCCGAGGUUGCGGAUUCCAAGGCAAAGCUCGAAGCUGCUGAGAAUGCUGCCGAGACAGCCAAGUCUGAGAUGGACUCUCUCAACAGCCAGAUCACCCAGCUCCAGUCCAGCUUGUCCGAGAAGGAGUCCGAGCUCGAGAGCGCCAAGGCGGAUCUUGUCAAGGCUCAGGAGGAGGCCGCGUCUCUGAAGGCUGCCGCCGAAGAGGCUCAGAAGUCUCUUGCCGAGAAGGAAGACGAGAUCGCCAAGGUCAAGGAGAUGCACGAGGAGCGCAUGAAGAACAUUUCUCAGGACUACGAGACCGAGAUCGAGUCUCUUCGAGGCGACGCUUUCUUCAAGCGCAAGUACGAGGAGCUUGAGACCCAGCACAAGGAGCUCCAGGCUUCUUCUUCAGAAGCUACCGAGGGUCACAGCAGCGCUCUUGAGGCCGCCAAGGCUGAGCACGCCGCCGCUGUUGCAGCCUUGGAGGAGAAGGAAGCUGAGUACCAGAAGAAUCUCGAUGCUCUUCGUGCCAGCCAUGCCGAGGAGCUUGAGGCAUCCAAGAACUCAACCUCUGGAGACCAUGAUGCCCACAUCGCCGAGAUCGACGCACUGAAGGAGAGCCAUGCUAAGCAACUGGAGGUUCUCAAGUCUGAGGGUGCCAACACCCAUGUUGACGAGAUUGAGUCGCUCAAGGCUGCGCAUGCUAGUGUUUUGGAGACUCUCAAGAAGGAGUAUGAGGAGGAUAAGGAGAAGCUUGUCUCGAGCCACCAGAGCGAGCUUGCCUCCACCAAGGAUGCAGGCGAGACCACACAUGCUACCGAGAUUGCCAGGCUCAUGUCAGAGCUUGACAGCGCCAGGGAGUCCGGUGAGAGUGCCCAUGCUGCUGAGUUGCAGUCUCUGAAGGCCCAACUUGAGGCUGAGAAGGAGGCAAGCGACAAGGAGCACGCUGAGGCAUUGGCCAAGGCUCAAGCUGGAAUCGAUGCUGCCAAGUCUGCUGGUGAUGAGGCUCACGCUACUGAGAUCGCCAACCUCAAGGCUGAACUCGAGGCUGCGCGAGAUGCUGCCAAGAAGUCUCUAGAAGUUGAGCUGGAGGCUUUGAGGGCCGAGCUUGCAGAGAGCAAGAAGGCUGGUAGCAGCAACGACGAGGAGUUGGCUACCAUCAAGGCCGAGCUUCAGACCGCCAAGGAGGAGCUCGAGAAGGCACGCGACUCUAACCAGCAAGCCAUCGAGAUGGCCCGCUUCGAGCUGGAGAAGGAGCAUGCUAACGAGGUUGAGAAGCUCAUUGCUUUCAACAGCGAAGUUAUGGAGCACAUGAAGAAGGAGGGUACUGAUGUCAAGAAGGAGCUCGAGGAGUUGACCAGUGCUCACACCAAGGCUAUUGAGGAUAUGAUGGCUGAGCACAGAAGCAACAACAGCCACUUGGAGGAUAAGCUCGCCCAGCAGGCUGCUUCCAACGCUGAUCUCGAGACUGCUCUGAACACUGCUACAGAGGCCCUCGAGAGGGCCCAGCAGGAUGUCGAGGAGCUUUCUCAGCAGCUUGCACAGGAGAAGACCGAGCGAUUCACUGCUCUUGCUGAGCUUGAGGACGCAAGGAACACCAAGCCUGAUAGCGCCGAGGCCGAUGCUCUCAGACGGGAGCUUGCUACAGCCAAGAAGUUCCACGAGGAUGCUCUAGCCAGCGCUGAUGCCGAGCUCAAGGCAACACAGAGCGAGCUCGAGGCUGCCAAGAGUAACCUGACAACUCUGACAGGUGACCUCAACCUUGUUCAGAAGGAUCUCGAGGCCUUCAAGGCUGAGGCCGAUGCUAGCAAGAAGACAGCCAAUGCCGACUACCAAGAUCUUAACGACAGCAUGACUACGCUUAUUGAGGACGCCAACAACAGGGCCAAGGAGCUUCAGGCCAAGCUGGAGGAUACUGUGGCCAAGGUUGAGGACAGUGAGAAGAAGAUUGAGAUUCUCGAGGCUCAGCUCAAGGUGAAGGAUGCUGAGAUUGCCGAGGCAAAGGCCAACGCUGCUGUUGCCAAGCCAAAGGGUCUUUCAGCCAGUAGAUUUGCGACAGAGGGCGACGACGCUGCUGCGAACGAAGAGGCGGCGGAAGGUGAGGAAAUUGAUGACCACUCCUCAGUAGCACUUGCUUCGAUAAGUAAGGCAAGGCUCACAGCUAAGCAAAUGGAUACCCUUGAUAGGGAAAUGAGGGAUCGCAACUUGCAGUUGUUGAAGUCCAUCACGGAUGUCAAGUCACCAAAGCUGAGUGGUGAACAUCACUACGAGCAGCAGCAAUUCGACCAGCAGCAGUACAGUUAA
Messenger RNA from Fusarium pseudograminearum CS3096, 3726 nucleotides. RefSeq lists its product as uncharacterized. The coding region runs from base 1 to 3726 and encodes 1241 amino acids. The record is from RefSeq and is a predicted model, not a curated record. The transcript has 4 exons. NCBI's taxonomy places the organism in Eukaryota, Fungi, Ascomycota, Sordariomycetes, Hypocreales, Nectriaceae.